AUUCCAUUCUUUUCCCUUCAUCAUCACCUCCGACAAAGCAAAGAGCAAGUUUACUACUGACAGAUAUUUCUCAAAAACCCUGAUUUUUUUUCUCCUGGUAUAUUUUCCGAUCAGAUUAUUAUAAUGGGCAAUUACAUCUCCUGCACUUUCAUUUUCGUGCCUCCUUUGAUGACGAAGAACACCGCAAAGGCUGCGAGAGUCAUCUUCCCCACAGGUGAAGUGAAGCUGUUUAAAGAACCUGUGAGUGUAGCAGAGCUCAUGCUUGAGUGUCCCAAUCAUUUCUUGGCCAAUUCUCGUUCUCUGCAAAUCGCGCAUAGGUUUUCUCCUCUUGCUGCUGAUGACGACUUGGAGCUUGGCAACGUCUACGUCUUCUUCCAUAUGAGAAGAGCCAACACCGUUGUCACCGCUGCUGACAUGGCAGUGAUCUUUGUAGCCGAGAGCCUGAGGGUUAAGCGGUUGACUGGCGGCGGUGCGGCGAGGGCCUGGGUCCACUGUGGCGGUGAAAAUCAGUCGCAGCAAGAACUCGUGGUGGUGGAGAAGACUGUUCCAAGGUUGAGCUUGGACGGAGUUGACUUAGGGUUUCAGUAUAGGAUGAAGUGUUGUAGGUCAAGGAAGCCAAUGUUGGAAACUAUAAGGGAAGAACCAUUUUGUUCUAGAUGAACCAAUUGUUUCGCUACAACAGAUAGAUUUGGUGUAAUAAUGAUAAAGAAUUGUAAUGAAGUUAGCCAGCUUAUAGGUUUGAAUUUUUGUUUUCUUAUUUGUCAAAAGAAAGAGUAAAUUAAAUUUAGGGGC
Messenger RNA from Prosopis cineraria, 792 nucleotides. RefSeq lists its product as uncharacterized. The transcript has a single exon. The coding region runs from base 124 to 660 and encodes 178 amino acids. NCBI's taxonomy places the organism in Eukaryota, Viridiplantae, Streptophyta, Magnoliopsida, Fabales, Fabaceae. The record is from RefSeq and is a predicted model, not a curated record.